Molecule: messenger RNA, 2892 nt
Organism: Pararge aegeria (speckled wood butterfly)
Lineage: Eukaryota; Metazoa; Arthropoda; Insecta; Lepidoptera; Nymphalidae
Product: E3 ubiquitin-protein ligase ZNF598
Exons: 10
Coding region: 111-2555 (814 amino acids)
Biological process (GO): rescue of stalled cytosolic ribosome; protein ubiquitination
Molecular function (GO): ribosome binding; ubiquitin protein ligase activity
Source: RefSeq, a predicted model, not a curated record
UUUAACAUUGUCAAUUCAGCGCUGGACGAUCAAGGAUUUUGGCUGGUUCGCCCUUCUGUUCUACCAUCUGUAUAACUAGAUUCCAAUUCGUGGAAAUCUUCUGUGUAAUCAUGGCCGAAUCUCAGAUGAACGACAACACUACUUGCGUAGUAUGUUUUAAGACGGUCGUGUAUUACUCCGUCGGGGAAUGCGAUCACCCCGUGUGCUUCGAGUGCUCAACUAGGAUGCGUGUUCUUUGCCAAACGAACGAGUGCCCUAUCUGUCGUCAAGAUCUUUCAAGGGUGGUGUUUACUGAUACAGUGCAACCAUACAAGGAGUUGCGCAACAGAGCUUUCCCUGACAAACUUUUAGAGCGCCAGUACAAGAUAGGGUUCUGUAGCGAAGCUAUCAAGCAAGCCUAUGAGACUUUACUUGACAAUCGAUGCAGAAUCUGUGAUAGAAUAGCGCCCUUCCGUACGUUUAGUAUGCUCAGUGAUCAUAUGAGGAAGGUGCAUGAGCAACACUACUGCGAUCUCUGCGUUAAACAUCUGAAGAUCUUCACCAGUGAGCGUAGGUGCUACACUCGGCAAGAGCUGGCCCACCAUCGACGGAAAGGCGAUUUGGACGACACAUCCCACAGAGGACAUCCGCUAUGCGAGUUCUGCGAGGAAAGAUUCAUGGACGCGGACGAGUUGUACCGCCACUUGAGGAAGGAGCAUUUGUACUGUCAUCUGUGUGACGCAGACGGCAGGAACUUGUAUUAUGCGUCGCAUUCCGCGUUGGCGCACCACUUCCGCACAGAGCAUUACCUCUGCGAAGAAGGGGAAUGUGCGGGGCAGCAUCUUACCGCUGUGUUUAGAAGUGAAAUCGACCUUAAAGCUCACAAAGCAACAAUUCACGGGAAGGGAAUGGCGCGCGGCGCGGCGAGGCAAGCUCGUACCUUAGAGUUACAAUUCAACAUAACACCGCAUCCUGUCGUACAGAGGGUGCCCAGGGAUCGUCAGGCCCAGCCACCCCCAGUCAGCCCGGCGCCAGUACCUCCUCCCCAGCCGGCCAUCAACCCUCAGAGCGAUGAGCAGUUCCCUCGACUGUCAGCAGCACAACCUGCGCAUACUCCACUCGUCGCGGGACCUGCGCGCGUAAUGCGAGACUCGCGUGGUCUAGCGCGCACUGAUAGGAACUUCCCAGCGUUGGACGGAUCGACCGCUCCGAGCGUUCCGCGGCCACAGCCUACGCGUCCAUCGCAACCAGUUGCGGCUACCGUGCUUAGGAACUCUUCCAAACCUAGCGUUUCGAUCCAAGUACACAGUCAACCCAGUGCCAGCAACUUCCGGUUAACUCAGACAAGCGGCAACCGCAUCUCAAUCCCGCCUCAGAAGAAACAACCUCUCUCCGAUGACGACUUCCCCUCGCUUGGAAUCUCGAGAGAUGACUAUCCCAGCAUUGGAGCUGGCACCGUACAAGCUCCCAAGGUCACGUUAAUCAACAGUGACGAGAUGCGAUCGUUCAAGAACAAUCAAACACACAACCACAACAAAAAAGCUCAACUAGGCUCAGAAGCCUUUCCAGCACUGUCUUCCUCAUCGACACCAACCGCGCCACCGAAGUGGAUCACUGUCUCAAAAUCCAAGGAGAAAGGAAAACCUAAACCGGAUCCACCUCCUAUCACCCUCCGGGAAUCAAGUUUUAAUCCCGUCGCGGACUUCCCAACCCUACCCAUCAACACUAAAAUCAAAAACAAGAAGACCCAACCGCACCCACAGGCUCAACAGCACACCAACAUCAACGUAUCCAAUGAGAACAACAAAAACAAAAAGGAGAAAAAGAAACCAAACAACAAAAACCACAACUUGGACGAAUUCAAUCUCAUGAACGGGAUGAACGAUUUGAACAUAAAGAAAGAGCACAUCGCUGCUAGCGUUAACAACAACAACAAUAGUGUUGAAACCGACAGGAAAAUCAAAACUGUCAAUGACACUCCGUCAACGGUGCAGAAGAACGCUAAAAAUGGGAAUUUUGCUUUAGCUAUGAAGGAAUACCCACCUCUGAAUCCUCGGGGAGAUAGCUAUCAGCCACCGGUUGUCAAGACGGAGAAUUUCGCGAGUAAAAUUGUGCAAAAUGGAAGUGCCCCACCCGGAUUCAAAAAGCGGCCUCCAUGUGAUGGAAUGACGUUCACCAACUCGUCCGGGCAAACGUUCCCUGCACCUGUCCAUACUUACAUCCCUCCACCGAAUUUCGAACAGCGUAACAGAGCUCUGGUCAAACAGUUCGCUGCUGCUUUAGGUGAGGCCGCAGCUGUCGAGGACUUCAAAGUGGCUUCGAGAGCUUUCCGAGACAGCGUCAUCAGUGCCGAGGAGUUCUACCAGCACUGCCAAUCCGCUUUAGGUUGCCAGCUGGAAGCCGUGUUCCCGGACUUAGUAGCCCUUCUGCCGGACAUUGCUAAACAGCAGGAGUUAGUAGUGGGCAGGGACAUUAUUUCUAAGUUGGAGGUGUGCUCGACCUGUGGCCAGCUUCUGUCUCCAAACGACGGGAUUGCUCAUGAUACGGCGCACUGGCCACCGCUGUCGUCACGCUAGGAUCAUACUAACUGUGAUAAAUAAUACGAUUUGUGUUCACAUAUUCAGCGUGUAGAAUCUAUAGCCAGCUUCGCAACACCACUCCACCAUACGAGUAUUGAAGCUAUCCAUAAUGUCAUAGUGUGUGUGUGUGUAACAUGGUAACUAAAGUGACGUGGUGUUGGGGAUGCAUUCAUAUACACUCCAUUUUUUUCUAACUUGUCUUAUAAAACAAUAGUAGUUAUAGUCAGUAAACAAUAGUGAGAACUCUAUAUGCCUAAAUAUCCAUCAGUUAUAUUAGCACCCAUAACACAAGCUACGUUUACUUUGGGGCUAGAUGGGCGAUGUUUGUAGUGUU